Molecule: messenger RNA, 1584 nt
Organism: Aspergillus campestris IBT 28561
Lineage: Eukaryota; Fungi; Ascomycota; Eurotiomycetes; Eurotiales; Aspergillaceae
Exons: 2
Coding region: 1-1584 (527 amino acids)
Source: RefSeq, a predicted model, not a curated record
AUGGAGGCCCCCCCAGACGGGCACCCAUCGCCCCCUCUCUCAGACAUCGGGCAACCCCCCAGUUCACCCGACAUUCCAGACUCGGAUUCGGGUUCAAUUUCAGACUCGGUCGCAAUUCCAACCCACGAACCUGAGCCAGUGUCAAUUCCAACCCCAGAACCUGAGCGUUCGACCCCGGAACCUGAGUUGGAAGCAGCACCGGAGCCAACCCCUAACCCUGAGCCAGUGUCAAUUCCAACCCCAGAACCCGAGCGUUCAACCCCGGAACCUGAGCAUCAAGCAGAGCCAGACUCAAUCCCAACCCCAGAGCCUGAGCCCGUCGCAGAACCAGAGCCAGCCCCCAAAUCUGAACCAGUGCCAAUUCCAACCCCAGAACCUGAGAAUUCAACCCCAGAACCCGAGAAUUCAACCCCAGAACCUAAGCAUUCAGCUCCCGAGCCUGAGCCUGAGCCCGUCGCAGAACCAGAACUAGCCCCCAAGCCAGACCCAGCACCAGAACCAAAGGCCGCCCCCAAACCAAAGCCACCCCCCAAACCAGAACCAGAGGCAGACCCCGAACCCGAACUCAAACCACGCACCAUCCCACCCCCCCUCCUCCCCGAACGCCUCACCCGUCUCGCCCUCCUCAGCGGCGGCGACCUCCCCCCAAGCGUCGACCUCGCGACCCUCAACCACUGCCUCGAGACGCUCGAAGCGCUCCUCGACCCGCGACCGGGGCAGACGCAGAAAGUCGCCAAGCACCGGUAUCGGCCGUCGCUGCUGAUCUCCCCUUUCACGGAGGAGCAGAGGCGGAGGGCGAGGGAGAAGGAGGAGCGGAUUCGAGAGGCUGAGAGGGAGAAAGAGCGGGAAAAGGCGAGGGAAAUCGAGAGAGAGAAAGAGCGGGAAAUUGAGAGGCAGAAAGAAAAAGAGAGGGAGAUAGAGAGACAAAAGGAGAGAGAAAAGGAAAGGGAGAAUAUCGCACCCUCUCUCCCCCCCAUCGCCCAAACAGAGCUCUCCUCCCUCGUCCCCCAGCUCUCAUCCAUCAACACCGAACUCACCGCGCGCCGCGACGAGUCGGGCCAGAUCUAUGCGCUUUAUGCGCACGAGCGCGAUGAUCUUCAGGAUAGAUUGACUGCUUUGAUGGAGGAGGUUGAUGUUUUAAAAACCGACCUAUCAGAAUCCACCUCGGAGCGCGAAGCCCUCCAAGGCACAAUCAGCGGCCUCGCAACCUGGAUCCAGGCAUCAGUGCAAGCCUCCACCACCACCACCAGCCGACCCUCCACCCGGCGCACCAACAAUUCUAACACUAAUAUUAACAACCGGAUUGUUUUACCUACUACUAAUACUAAUAACCAGCACGGACGGUGGCGGUCAUUCUACGCGAGGCAGAGUCCGGGGGGGCUGGGGAAUAGGGGUAUUAAUACUAAUGCUAAUGCUAAUUAUGGAGGCGGCGAUCUGGGAGAGGAUGAUGAUGAUGAUGAGGAUGAGGAGAAUGCGCUUUUGGAAGGGAUUAGUGCGUGGAUGCGUGGGUGGAAGGAUGUUGAGGAGGGGUUUGUUGCGAGGGAGAGGGAGAGGAGGGUUAGGAGGGGGGAGGUUGUUGGGUGA